CCAGAUCAUACAAGUAACGAAACUUAAGGAUCAAUUGCGCAAAAUUCUUAAUCUGCCUCUCAAUAUCACACUCGCAACUAACAAAAGAAAAUGAAUCACAUUACAAGCACCGACUACACGGCUAACACGGUCUUCGCGCUUGGCCUAGUGCCUGGUCUCGUUGGGCUUAACUCACUCCUCCGUCCUGGCCAUGCGCUCUCACUCUUGGGAUUUCCCGCUCCACCUGAGCCGGAGGGGCAGAAACUCGCGCACUCCCUGAUACGAAUGGCAGGUGUACGAAACUUGACGAUGAGCUUGACGACGAUUGCUGCGUGGUGUACUGCAGACCGAAGGACCCUCGGCUAUGUGCUUCUCUCGGGCAUCCCGGUUGCUCUGAUCGAUGGGUUUAUCAGUCGCUGGCAGAUUGAAGGUAUGGAAUGGGGACAUUGGAUCUUUGUACCGGUGAGCUUUGGCCUAGGUGCUCGACUGGUUGGGUGGUUUUGAGUUCCCCAUUGGCUAGCUGAGUGAUUGAGGAGUUAGG
This is a messenger RNA of Ilyonectria robusta, 520 nucleotides long. RefSeq lists its product as uncharacterized. Lineage: Eukaryota; Fungi; Ascomycota; Sordariomycetes; Hypocreales; Nectriaceae. Bases 91 to 483 code for a protein of 130 amino acids. The record is from RefSeq and is a predicted model, not a curated record. The transcript has a single exon.